AUGACCUUGCUACUCAGUAUCGGCCCGCAUCAGGCUCUCCUGGAUGAGGCAGAAGCCGAGCGCUUUGCCGAGAGCCCCGCAGACGUGGCACAGGAAGUCCACGACCGCAUCGUGCUGCUCUUCCUGUCGAGCUACCCGCUUUGGGUCGUUGCCCGUUGGGGCAUCGGCUUUCCGAUCCUUUCCGGUGCGCUCUCCUGCGCCCAGUGGCGGGAGAAAGUCUUGAAUCCUCCAGUGAAGGCCAGUUUGAUGGCUCUUCCUCUCGGUCUCGUCUACCACCUCCAAGACGUUGGCCCUCCUUGGGCUUGGGAAGCAGUGGCAGAGUCGCUCAAGCCAGCCGUCAAAGCGCUGGACUAUGCUGGACGAUGCACUGUGCCGUUGCUUCUGAUGGGGCUGGGUGCAAAGAUAGACGGCAGCUUCAACGAAGUGCGCAAUGCGCCUCGUUCGACAGGAUACCAGAAGCUUGAGACACCCACUGCACCACCGACAACCGUCAAGAUUGGUGCUGCUCAAGAAACGAGCGAUGCAGAAGCAGGGGAGAACGGCACAAAGAAUGCUGCUCCCACGACAUCUCCUACCGGCACCUGCCCGCCGCCUCUGCCGCGGUCGGCGUUGUUUGCGGUUAUGAUGCUACGUCAAUUUUUGGGACCGUUGCUGGGCCUUGGACUUGUGUUUGUUUUGAAGAAGUUGUUCGGUGUGACGGACCGUCUCGUCCUCAUGACUCUCCUCCUUCAAACCUGUGGUCCUCCAAUGAUCAACCUCGCUGUGAUGGCCGGCGUUUCGGGGAAUGCUGAGAAGGAAACGGCGCGGCUUUUGCUCGUCACUUACUCCGCCUCCGUGUUGACGUGGGUGCUUUGGACGACUGUUUUCCUGGCCGUGCUGUAG
This is a messenger RNA of Symbiodinium sp. CCMP2592, 882 nucleotides long. The record is from the annotation of a GenBank genome assembly. Lineage: Eukaryota; Dinophyceae; Suessiales; Symbiodiniaceae.